Saimiri boliviensis boliviensis (Bolivian squirrel monkey) is the source of this 1068-nucleotide messenger RNA. The record is from RefSeq and is a predicted model, not a curated record. NCBI's taxonomy places the organism in Eukaryota, Metazoa, Chordata, Mammalia, Primates, Cebidae.
AAAGAGAGGUGAUUAGAAGUAUUAAAAUAAAACAAAACAAACCAAAAAAAGAGAGAGAGAAAAAGGAAAGAGAAAAUACAUAUAUCUUCCCCCUACUAAGCUAGCGAAAAUAAAAUUUAAGGCAACUGAAAUAUGCACCCAAUCCAUGUGAGACGAGACCCCAGCAUCCCCAUCUAUGGACUCCGGCAGUCCAUCUUAUUAAACACCAGGCUUCAGGACUGCUAUGUGGACUCACCGGCUCUCAUUAACAUCUGGAUGGCCAGAACGUGUGCAAAGCAGAAUGCCCCAGCACCAGCUACCACUUCUUCUUGGGAAGUUGUAAGGAAUCCAUUAAUUGCCAGUUCCUUCUCCUUGGUUAAGCUUGUACUCAGGCGGCAACUAAAGAAUAAGUGCCGCCCAGCACCACGCAAAUUUGGAGAAACAAAACUCUCAAAGAGAUUAAAACACAAGGACGAUUCAGUGAUGAAAGCCACCCAGCAGGCCAGGAAAAGAAACUCCAUCAGUUCCAAGAGCAAGCGGCCAGCAGGGCAUAGGAUGCCUGCAGGAGGCAUCAGAGAGAGUAAAGAAAGUUCAAAGGAGAAAAAACUAAGAGUCUGCCAAGAUCUUGAGGACAGAUAUGCUGAACAUGUGGCUGCCACCCAAGCGCUACCCCAGCACAGUGGGACAGCAGCCUGGAAGAGCCGAGUGUUGCUUCCGGAAACCCACAGGAGACACCAGCUGUCGGAGGACAUGCUGACCAUCCAUGGUCUCCCCACAGAGGGUUACCAGGCUCUGUACCAUGCUGUGGUAGAGCCAAUGCUGUGGAAUCCUUCAGGGACCCCCAAGAGGUACAGCCUGGAGCUGGGCAAGGCCAUUAAACAAAAGCUCUGGGAGGCUCUGUGCAAUCAGGGUGCCAUCUCUGAAGGUGCUCAGAAGGACUGUUUCCCUGGCAGGAAGCGGCUGGCUGUCCACGAGGAGCCUGUACUCAAGAAAUGGCCCAAAUUAAAGAGCAAAAAAUAGGAACAGAACUCAUGGGAUUAGGGUAUUCUCUGCUAGAGAUCUGAAAAAUAAACACAACUUUGCACCUUC